AUGCCCGAACCAACUUUCCAGCUAUGGGAAUUCACCCUCCUCCACGGCAAAGACAUGCACUACCUCGUCCUCAUUCAACUCACGCACAACGAGACUUCGCUCGCCAACCUAAAGCGAAACCUCAACAAUGCAAUUUCUCGUGGUGAAGUCGUCAUUCAUCCGCGGGUGUACACGAACCAAGACGUGAUCAACAUACAGACGUCUGCGGUUGACGUCAUUAGACUGUUUGAGAGCACGAAUGAUUGUGUGGAUCUUAUUGUUGCGAGUGGGGAGCUGGAUGUUAAGAAGGCGAGGCAUAAGGCGAGAGAGAAGGAGGAGGAGUGGUUUGAGGCUGUUUUUGGGGAUUCAAAGUUUCCGAGGUGGGAGGGUUUGGGGGGGAGGGUUGUGAGUUUGUUUGAGGGGAGGUAUUGGCCGGUGGAGGGUGAAGAGGAGGCGAGUUGA
Trichoderma breve is the source of this 441-nucleotide messenger RNA. RefSeq lists its product as uncharacterized. The record is from RefSeq and is a predicted model, not a curated record. Bases 1 to 441 code for a protein of 146 amino acids. Lineage: Eukaryota; Fungi; Ascomycota; Sordariomycetes; Hypocreales; Hypocreaceae. The transcript has a single exon.